UCCUGCGGAAAAUCCCCGAUUACCGUUGAGUGCCUGUCCCUUAUCCGAACCUUGAACCAUAAUAUCCAGGCGCCAAUGGCUCCACUAUCUUUGAAUCAAGUUGUGAUGGUUACAUAUUCAGGCCUUUCGGGAUAAUGAACCGCGAGAUAAAGUGAGGGGAAUGAGGUGGUGGUGGGUGGUAAUGAUGGACUGCGACCAUGUGGUAUCGUUCAUCCAGCUUGAUAUACCGGGAAGUGCCCGUUUCCUGUACAUGUUAUCUCGUUGUCUUUUUUCUGUUUUAUUUUGGUUUGUUUUGUUGUUGUCACGUCGGUAGUCUCUCCAGAGUUUCUUACCUUCCAACUAUCGAGUGUUCCAACAAUCGGGUGAGGCCAAAGACCGUGAACGCCUACCUCUUUACCAUACCUACACUACAUCAUACCCAUCAAUAGCCGCACCAACAUGAACACCAACAAACCCUUGGCCACCAACAACACCACGACCCCGGAAGGCGUCCCCGGCCUCCUCCUCGGCCAUUCAACCCCCCACCCCUUUUCCCUCAUCAACCCCCUCUCCACCCGCUCCUCCGUCCAGUCCCUUCUCCGCACCCUCCUCGACCCCCUCCUCCCCUUCUUCUCGCCCCUCAAAUCGCGCAUCCGCAUCCCCGGCGCCACCGCCGUCCGAUUCGACCAAACCGCUUCCGAAAUCGAGGGACUUGCCCGUCCACUCUGGGGACUGGCUUGUUUGCUGGCGGGAAGCGGGGAGUAUGAACACAAAGAUUGGUGGAUCGAGGGGAUUAGGAACGGGGUUGACGAAACUUCAAAAGAGUUUUGGGGGUGGCCGAGGGACAAUGAUCAGCGGAUGGUGGAGAUGUGUCCGUUGGGGUUUGCGCUGGCGGUGGUGCCUGGGUUGUGGGAGGGACUUGGGGAGACGGGGCAAAGAGGGGUUGAGAGAUGGCUUGGGGAAAGUGUGAAUGAGAAGAACAUGCCCAACACUAAUUGGCUGUGGUUCCGAGUCUUUGCCAACCUUGGAUUGAAGAAGAAUGGUGGAAAGUUCUCCCAGGAGAGAUUGGAUGCUGAUAUCGAGCAUCUCAAUACGUUUUACCGCGGUGAUGGGUGGUCUAAUGAUGGCCCGGAGGGUAUUCAUCAAAUGGAUUACUACUCUUCGAGCUUUGCCAUCCACUUCCUUCAGCUACUUUAUGCAAAACUAGCUGGCCAAGAUGAGCCCGAACGGGCUGCCGAGUUUAAGAGGAGGGCACAGGUUGCCGCAUUGGAUCUGGUACACUACUAUGACAAAGAAGGCCGCGCCAUCCCCUUUGGCCGAAGUGUCGGCUACCGCUUCGCCAUGGUCUCCUUCUGGGGCGCCCUCGCCUACGCCGACGUCGAGCUCCCCGCCCCUCUCACCUGGGGCAUGGUCAAAGGUAUCGUCCUCCGCCAUCUCCGAUGGUGGCAAACACAAGACAACAUGUUCAGCCCCGCCGGCACGCUCACCAUCGGCUACUCCUACCCCAAUAUGUACAUGGCCGAGAACUAUAACAGCCCCGGCUCCCCUUACUGGGCCUGUCUAGCCUUCAUCUGUCUCGCCGUGCCCGAAACGCACCCCUUCUGGACCUCCUCCGAAGAAGACCCGUGGCCGGUCAUCCCCGCCGUCAAACCGCUCCCGCAACCGGGUCACAUCAUGAGCAACCUCGGCGGCCAUUGCAUGCUUCUCUCCUCUGGCCAAGCCUGCUCCUACCCGAUGAAGGGCACCCACGCCAAGUACGGCGCCUUCGCUUACUCCUCCGCCUUUGGCUAUUCGGUUCCCCCGGGCUGUUUCACGCUCGAGCAAUACGCCCUGGCCUCACAACUGGGAUUCUCUGAUGACGGAGGCGAGUACUGGAAGACUCGCCGACUGUCCACCUCCCGUCUUGUCUCUAAUGAAAACAACCCCGUGCUCAUCUCCGACUGGACACCUUACCCAGACGUCUUCAUAACCACCUACCUCCUCCCGCCCACACCCGCCGCCCCCAACUGGCACCUGCGCGUGCACCACAUCCACGCUCAGGGGCGCGAGGUGAUGACGGCCGACGGGUCGUUCGCGAUCCUCAACGAGCGCACCCCGGACGGUCGGUACCUAGACUUGUACGACGCAGAGAAAUGCGAGGGCACUUUCCCCAAGCUCAUCGGGAACUACGACCUGAACACUCCCGAAGCCUGGGCUCCCGCCAAGAAGGGAGCGUUUGCGGUGUCGAGGGCGGGAGCGGUGGGGAUCAGAGCGCUAGAAAUUGAGAAAGAGACAAGAGGGGGCAGAGAGGCGAUGCUCGUGAAUGCGGAUCCGAACUCGAAUUUGGUGGAGAGUAGGACAACGAUUCCGACGCUGCAGCAUAGGAUUGAGAAGGGGGAAAAGUGGUGGUAUGUAACAGGGAUUUAUGCGAAGCCCGUGGGCGAGGAUGUGGGGAAGGAGAGGUAUUUGGAGGGAUGGGAGAAGGGGCCUGAAGUGCCGAGAUGGCUGAGGGACAUUAUUGAAAAGGAUGGGCAGUGAGAAAGGGCCCAGUUGAUGACGUGGUGAGAAAGAAAGAAACCGGGGAAGUGGCUGCUACAAAUGAAAUGGCCUUUGAAGAUGAGUUUCUGUGUCAUGGGGGUAUCCAUCCCAAUCGCGUUUGAAAUUGGGUGUGUAUUAUACUUUUUGUUGUCGAAGAA
Molecule: messenger RNA, 2654 nt
Organism: Neurospora hispaniola
Lineage: Eukaryota; Fungi; Ascomycota; Sordariomycetes; Sordariales; Sordariaceae
Exons: 4
Coding region: 439-2496 (685 amino acids)
Source: RefSeq, a predicted model, not a curated record